This is a messenger RNA of Xenopus laevis (African clawed frog), 4179 nucleotides long. RefSeq names its product potassium channel tetramerization domain containing 12 L homeolog (gene kctd12.L). Gene Ontology annotation, cellular component: signaling receptor complex; presynaptic membrane; postsynaptic membrane. The transcript is spliced from 2 exons. Gene Ontology annotation, biological process: protein homooligomerization; regulation of G protein-coupled receptor signaling pathway; G protein-coupled receptor signaling pathway. Lineage: Eukaryota; Metazoa; Chordata; Amphibia; Anura; Pipidae. The record is from RefSeq and is a predicted model, not a curated record. Bases 131 to 1105 code for a protein of 324 amino acids.
CCUGCCAUCUCUCUCAAUCAGAAACACAAGGAGAAGUAGAGGAAGGAAGCAGACUAGUCGGCUCUUCUGUGUAUCUUGGCUGCACAUGCACAGACCCAGCUGAAACGGUGCUUUCUCUGGAACAGUCUUCAUGGCUUUACCUGAUACGGCACGUGGAUUACCUAAUGGUGGAGGUGGUGGUGGAGGUUGUACAGGAAACAAAACUUCUGAUCCACUGUUCCCAGAGAUUGUGGAACUAAAUGUCGGGGGACAAGUCUAUGUGACCCGUCACACUACUCUUGUAUCAGUACCAGAUUCCCUCCUGUGGCGUAUGUUUUCUCAGCAGAAACCAGGAGAGCUGGCCCGGGACAGUAAAGGCCGUUUUUUCUUAGACCGGGAUGGUUUCUUAUUUCGUUAUGUGCUGGAUUACCUACGAGACCUGCAGCUGGUACUACCAGACUACUUUCCUGAAAGAAGUCGUUUACAAAGAGAAGCAGAGCACUUUCAGCUACCUGAACUGGUGAAGCGUUUGAAUCCUUUGCGAGUCAGUAAAGAGAGCUCUAUUGGGGGAGAAGAACCACCUUUACUUCUAACCCCUGCAGCUAUACAGGAUCCUGACCCAGACUCAGGUAUUAUCCCAGCCUCAACAUCUCCUGCAGCUGGGGUUCCAUCCCCAACAUUAGAUCCAUAUCGAUUCAAUGCCUCCUCAUCCUGCAGCCCAGCCUCAGUUCCACGUCUCACACCUUCUCAGUCUUUGGAAGGAAGACGAUCUGGGUACAUAACAGUUGGCUAUAGAGGGUCUUAUACUAUAGGACGGGAGGCCCAAGCUGAUGCGAAGUUUAGAAGGGUGGCUCGCAUCACAGUCUGUGGCAAAACUUCCCUGGCCAAGGAAGUUUUUGGAGAGACAUUAAAUGAAAGCCGAGAUCCCGAUAGGCCACCUGAGAGGUACACUUCCAGGUAUUACCUCAAGUUCAACUUCCUGGAACAAGCCUUCGACAAGUUGUCUGAAUCUGGCUUCCACAUGGUGGCAUGUAGUUCCACUGGAACAUGUGCCUUUGCCAGCAAUGACCAGAGUGAGGAUAAAGUCUGGACAAGCUACACCGAGUAUGUCUUCUGCAGGGACUAAAACAUUGCCAUAGACUGAGAAAUACAAAGAAAGAGAAAGUGUCACGCCUAUUUAAUCUUCUGAUCCCAAAAAGAAGGUAAUUAUUCCUCAUAAAGAUGAAAGACUAAACAACAGCAAAGGCGAACUGCUUGAUUGUCAUUUUUAUUCAAAUAAAUAUGCUUGUUCUGAACAGAGAGAACAUGUAAUGCUACAGAUUCAACAGAUUGCAACAGUUCUUGCUUAGGUAUGUUUCUAGUACUCUGUGUAUAAUACCACUCUGUUAUAAAACUUUAACAUCCCUUUAUUAAUGUUGUGUAUUGGUACUAAACAGCUUUUACCAACUUCCUUUUAGUAAUGGACUGUGCGUUGGUUGCCAGAUAACCCAUGUGAUCAGUUUAUUUCUCUGUUAAGGGAAGUACAAAACAAUAUGAAGCUUGAUGCUCUCAUUUACUGUUUAAAGGCAUUUCAAAUUUUUUUUUUAAUGAUAUGCAGAAAAUAUAUUCAUACAGCUAUAUACCUUCAAAUAUAUAUAUAUAUAUACUUUACAAUGAAGAUUUUAGCAUAACCAAAAAAGAUACUGUAGGUAAAAAUUCUUCUCUUAUAAGAAUAUAAGGAGGAAAAGAGCAUAUCGAGUUCUCUUUUUAUCUCCUUUUAUUCUCUGUAAUUUCUAAAAUGUACUCUAUUCAAGGCAAAUCAGCUAGCACAAUGAACUUCAUUUCAUAUGGUCACUUUAACAGACAGAAAAUAAACUGAAUCUUAAUUCACAUUUUUUUUAUGCUUCCCGAAGAAUGACCUUUUACUGACUGGGUUUGGCUGGACACGUCCUUCCUUUCUUUUAAAUAUUUUGGUUGUGGUUCAUUUUGAUGAAUUCAUACCUCAGCAUAUUUUUCUAGAACGCCACAGAUGAGAACUGUUCCACCACAGAGUUCAUUGGAAGUGCUGUAAAUAGGCUGAAUGUGUUUCAUGCCGAGUGUAUAAUGUGGAGCUGGUUAGAGCUGGCUCCCUUUUCAAUAAUAGAUAAUAACAUAUUUCUUCUUCUACUGCAUUUUUCAUGCUUUAUUCAUCUGAAAGUAAUUAGAACAUAAUUUAAAAGGAUAAGGGAGAUUGUGUUGAACAUCAUCAGGGGCUAGGAGCAAUAUCAUUUGCAAAAAUAAUAGACAGAAACAAAUCCCACUAUGAUAAUAUAGAGAAAUAUACAAAAUUUUAGAUUUCCCUCUGAUAAAUGAAGGGCAAUUUCUUGCAUUAGCUUUGCCAUGGUUAAUCUCCUAAGGGAACCUGGUAGCAGCAGGAAGCCAAUGUUUUUUCUGUCCUGUCACAAUAUAUUGCCAGAGUGUGACUUCUCCUGAUUUACAAUCCUCUUUUCAUACAGAACAACAGAUGACCAGUCAUGAUUAAUUAAAGACAUGAGAAAUAUUAAUAGCUUGUGACAGAGGAUUGAUUAUCUUUAAAUGUGUAUUUAUUUGACCUCAACUAAAAUGACCUACUGUUCGAGCAGACUGUAUGCCCAGGAGCAGCACAGUUAACAUCUCUAAUAAUCACAUGACAACUGUAACACACAAACUGUAUUUCUAAGUCAAUGCCUAAAGCCAGGCCUACUGUAGGUAACCCUUUGUCAUCAUUCACCAGUAUCCUAUAUUUCCUGGCACAUAAAUGGAAACUAAAGAGUGCUAAAAAUGUCUGUUUUUUUAAUGAUUAGGAGAAUUCAGGCAAUUGUGGCUUUACCAAAGACUGCUAUAGCGUGGAGAUAAUUAAAGUAUUUUUCUUGCAAUAAAGUAGUACUCUGUCCAGAUAUGUUUGCCUCAGACAUUGUUGUCCAUCCUUUGUUGAGCUAACUGCAUUGAAUUGCAGAUGUCUGUCUUUCACCCUAUAUAACCCUGUUUUCUGUUGUUCUGAUCUGUCUUUUCUUCUCGCAAGAUUUGGAGGCAGCAAAAAAAUAUGUAUAGUUUCUUCUUUUUAGCAUAUUCAACAGUUCAUCGAAGCAAUAAAAAAACGCAAACCUCUUAAGCAAAUGAAGUCCAGAUUAACAAAAUGUAACCAGUUUUUGUAGCCUUUGUACACUGAGCAAUGUUUUCUUUUGGAAGAGGGUGACUUAGUCAUGGAAACUGAACCAUAACAUGUUUAUGUUUGUACUAUAUACAGCAUAUACUGUAUAAUAGUCUGUGACCAUUUCUUUAUAGCUACAGUAUCUUUAAAAAAUAAACAAGCAGACUUGGAAAUCAUCCAGGUUUAGUAAAUUAGGCUGACCCCUUGCUUUGAAUUAUUGUCAGGCCUACUCAUGGCUGCUUGUUCCCAUUGUUUCCUGUUUCAAUCUAAUGUUUUGUAUGUCUCUGCAUUUCCUACCAUUUGUUCUAGGAUGUUAUUAACAAGUAUAAUUCAACACUUUGCUUAGUCUGUUCACUGCUAGAAUAUGGACUCCAGCUGUGCACAGCACUGGAAUGGACAACCUAGCUUAUAUAAUCUUUUUUUGUUGUUUUUUUUUUAUUUAUAACAUGGACCUUCAACAUGUUGGGGAAUUCUGGGAGCUGUACAAUAGAAGAUGGAGAACUGCAGGUUGAAGAUCCCUGUUUUGUAAUGUAAUUAUCUAGUUCUAUUGAUUGCAAUACUCCCAGAAUGAAAAUGGAACUAGCCAUUACCAGGGGUUAUGAAUUAAACCCAUCCUUUGUACUGUAAAUACCCUUCCCCCCCCCACAUUUAAAGUACGAAGGACCUAUGUGUACAUGUAUAUAAUAUAAAGCUUCAAACAGGAUCCAGUUUAGUUAUUCUUAGCAUUUUGAAGACUAGAAUAUAUAGCUUAAAAAAAUGAUGGACAAAAUAUAAACACUGAAAUAUAUCAAUAAUGUUCUUUAGAAGCUUCUGGCUGUAUAAGGUCUAAUGUACCAUAUCCAAAGCAGUCAGUGGUAGAAUGCUAUCCUAUGUAACUCUUCUUGUGCAUAUCAAUCAACCGUGAUGUUCUUUAAUUAUAUCGACAAGACUUAAUCUAAGCUUUUCAUGGUGGCUUUGUUAUGUUUCCAAUUACAAACAUAAUAAAAAUACCACAACUAAUAUGUUUCCUGUCCUGUUUCUAAUUUUAAUAAAAAAUGUCUAUGUUUAGUAAA